AUGAAUCUCAGACCGAAAGGACGAUACCAACUAACACAAUAUUUCUUGCUGAGCAGUUCCUUUGUUGCCUGUGCAGCCAGCUUCAUAAAAAUGGUUUUUAUUGCUUACGUCCCCCAAGCACCUUGCUCAGAAUUGAGCGAUUCGCAACUGGCCGGGUUUGGUUAUAAUAAUGAAUCAGCUGACAGCAUUGUGUACAAAUAUUGUCAAAUCGAGAUCUACAAUCGUAACACGAGCCGAAAUGAGACAAUACCAUGCAUUAACGGAUACAAUUACAACUUUAAUAGAGAAAAAUCCUUUGUUUCUGAGUGGGAUCUUCUAUGUGAUAAUGAAGCUCUCGCGGAACUUACACAGACGCUAUAUGCACUUGGAUGCUUCGUCGGAGCUUUCGUUAUUCCAAUUUUUUCCGACAAAUAUGGCCGGAAACCAGCUCACUUUAUUUGCUUCUUACUUCUUUUGAUCAACGAGAUGGUCCUGGCUGCAUAUUUCAGUUUUUCUUUUCUUGCAUUCUUUCAGGUGUUUUUUCUUUUCAGAUUGCCAUUUCCCUUUCUUUUCUUGAACCCUUUAUUUAAUUUUCAGGUGCAUCUAUCUAUCUAUCUAUCUAUCUAUCUAUCUAUCUAUCUAUCUAUCUAUCUAUCUCAAUUUGUUCAUAUCUAUCUCAGUUUGUUCAUAUCUAUCUAUCUAUCUAUCUAUCUAUCUAUCUAUCUAUCUAUCUAUCUCAAUUUGUUCAUAUCUAUCUCAGUUUGUUCAUAUCUAUCUAUCUAUCUAUCUCAGUUUGUUCUUUUCUAUCUAUCUUGUUGUUUUUAUCUAUCUAUCUAUCUAUCUAUCUAUCUAUCUAUCUAUCUAUCUAUCUAUCUAUCUCAAUUUGUUCAUAUCUAUCUAUCUAUCUAUCUAUCUAUCUAUCUAUCUAUCUAUCUCAGUUUGUUUAUAAAUAUCUCGGUCUGUUCAUAUCUGUCAGUCUGUACAUAUCUAUCUAUCUAUCUAUCUAUCUAUCUAUCUAUCUAUCUAUCUAUCUUAGUCUGUUUUUUUCUAUCUUGGUCUGUUUCUAUCUAUCUAUCUAUCUAUCUAUUUAUCUAUCUAUCUAUAUCAAUUUGUUCAUAUCUAUCUCAGUUUGUUCAUAUCUAUCUAUCUAUCUAUCUAUCUAUCUAUCUAUCUAUCUAUCUAUCUAUCUAUUAUUUUUUAUUAGAACUUCUUUCUUCUCCCAGAAUCAAUGCAUCAACUGUCGUAGCCGGUAAAAUCUUUACACUUCUUGGUAUGUUUGGCAUCAGUGCUUCUUUCUGCGUUUUAUGGCUGUACGCACCCGAAGUCUAUCCAACCAAUCUCAGGAACAGCGGUUUAGGCUUGAUGGGCAUGGGAUCAGCUUUCGGCAACAUGAUUUCUCCAUUUUCCAGAUACACUGCAAGGCAUAUAGCCUGGCUCCCCUCGACAAUCUUUGGAAUUGGGAAUGUUUUUGGAAGUCUUUUGCUGAUAACUUUACCGGAAUCGAAAAACACCCAGAUGCCGACCACAAUGGAUGAUGUUCGCGCUUUCAAGAAGAAGAAAGGAAAACUUUAG
This is a messenger RNA of Acanthosepion pharaonis, 1551 nucleotides long. Lineage: Eukaryota; Metazoa; Mollusca; Cephalopoda; Sepiida; Sepiidae. The record is from the annotation of a GenBank genome assembly.